Diaporthe citri is the source of this 4083-nucleotide messenger RNA. RefSeq lists its product as uncharacterized. The transcript has 5 exons. Bases 1 to 4083 code for a protein of 1360 amino acids. The record is from RefSeq and is a predicted model, not a curated record. Gene Ontology annotation, biological process: 'de novo' IMP biosynthetic process. NCBI's taxonomy places the organism in Eukaryota, Fungi, Ascomycota, Sordariomycetes, Diaporthales, Diaporthaceae. Gene Ontology annotation, molecular function: phosphoribosylformylglycinamidine synthase activity.
AUGCCUUACCAAAUUCUUACUGGGAGCUCGUGCUACACGAGUUCCGAAGCCCAGAAGCUCCUGGGCCGGAUCAACAAGCAGACCGACGCCAAGCUGCAGUCCAUCCAGGGCAACUGGCUGUACUAUGUCGACCUGAAGAAGGGCCAGACCGGCCUCGACAAGGUCCAGCAGUUGCUCCAGGUCAACAACGCCUCGGCGCCCGCCCCUGCAUCGCAAUCCGAGAACACCGUCACGCUCUACAUCACUCCUCGCAACAUCUCGCCAUGGAGUUCCAAGGCCACCAGCAUCGCCCACGUCUGUGGCCUCAAGGACCAGGUUCACCGGGUCGAAAGGGGUCGAGUGGUCACCAUCCAGUACGAGAACGCGAGCAACGCAGGAGAUGACCUGCCCUUCCGCGAUGUCAUCCACGACCGAAUGACCGAGACGCUCGGCAUCGAGCAGCCCUCCAUGGACGCCAUGUUUGCUGAACGUGACCGCUCUCCUCUUGUCGUCGUCGACAUCUUUGCGGACGAUAGCCGUGGACCCCUGGCGGUGCUCGACGAUUACAACAAGAAAAUGGGGCUGGCAUUGAGUGCCGAGGAGAUGCAAUACCUGGUGGAUUCAUAUACUCGGCUGGGAAGGCCACCACACGACGUCGAACUGUUCAUGUUUGCUCAGGUCAACUCCGAACAUUGUCGCCACAAGGUCUUCAAUGCAGCCUGGACAAUCGACGGCAAGCCCAUGGGCAAGAGCCUGUUCGAGAUGAUCAAGAACACCCACAAGAAGACACCUGACUAUACCGUCUCUGCAUACAGCGACAAUGCCGCCGUUCUUGAGGGAGGACUCUCCAACUUCUGGGCACCAGACUAUUCCACAGGCACAUGGAAGCUCUCCAACGAAGUGAUCCAUCCGCUGAUUAAGGUGGAGACGCACAACCAUCCCACAGCCAUCUCACCGUUCCCUGGCGCUGCUACGGGUUCAGGAGGCGAGAUCAGGGACGAAGGUGCUGUCGGUAGAGGCUCAACACCCAAGGCCGGUUUGUGUGGCUUCUGGGUGUCGGAUCUGCUCAUCCCCGGCAGAAAAGAGCCGUGGGAGGUCGACAUUGGCCGACCUGGUCAUUAUGCCAGCAGUCUCGACAUUAUGCUGGAAGCGCCAAUCGGCUCUGCACGAUUCAACAACGAGUUUGGUCGGCCAUGCCUGACCGGCACCUUCAGAACUCUGCUCACAAACACCGAGGGCGAACAUUCUAACGCCAACACCGAAUGGAGAGGAUACCACAAGCCAAUCAUGAUUGCUGGCGGCAUUGGCUCUGUCAGGCCACAGCAUGCCCUGAAGAACGAGGCAGAUGUGCUCGACGGCGCCCACGUCAUCGUUCUCGGAGGGCCCGCGAUGUUGAUUGGACUCGGAGGAGGAGCUGCCUCGAGCGCCGUUGGUGGCGGCAACGCGGAUCUCGACUUUGACUCUGUGCAGCGAGGCAACCCAGAGAUGGAGCGCCGGGCGCAGAUGGUCAUCAACACUUGUGUUGCCCUCGGUGCCAACAACCCCAUUGCCAUGAUCCACGACGUGGGUGCCGGUGGCCUCUCAAACGCCCUUCCCGAGCUGGUCAAAGAUGCUGGAUUCGGCGGCAAGUUCGAACUGCGACAGGUUGAGAGCGCCGACAACAGCAUGAGCCCAUUGCAGAUCUGGUGUAAUGAGGCACAGGAGCGAUACGUGCUGCUCGUCAACAGGGACAACAUGAACCGCUUCCAGGUCAUCUGCGAGCGCGAGCGUUGCGGUUACUCGAAUGUCGGAAACGUGGUUGCCAAGGACGACAAUGGUGCUUCCCGACUGGUUCUGCAAGAUCGAGAAUCCAGGGAGUACCCCGUUCCAAUUGAUCUGCCUAUGGACGCUUUGUUCCCACCGGGCCGCCGUCAGGAGCGAGUGGUCGAGAGUAUCAAGGCGCCUCUGGUUCCCUUCGAUGCAGCCACUAGCAUAUCGGAGAAGUAUGGCCUCUCGGACAAGACGGAAGUCAUUUCCAAGGCCAUUGAGCUUGUCUUCUCCCUCCCAUCGGUCGGAUCGAAGAUGUUCUUGAUCACCAUCUCAGACCGGACUGUCGGUGGACUUACGGUGCAAGAUCAACUCGUUGGACCAUGGCAGACGCCUGUGGCAGACGUCGCCGUGACACUCGGCUCCUUUGGAUUCGAGGAUAAGACCCGCCAUGGCGAGGCAAUGGCAAUGGGAGAGAAGCCGACGCUUGCCCUCAUCUCUGCAGCAGCUUCCGCGCGGAUGGCCGUCGUUGAGAGUCUAAUGAACCUCGGCGCUGCUCACAUCAAGGGCGCCGCAGACAUGCGCGGGGAUCUGCGGCGUGUCAAGUUGUCUGCCAACUGGAUGGCCGCUGUAAACCACCCUGGCGAAGGCGCUGCGCUGUUCGAAGCUGUCAAGGCCAUCGGCAUGGAGCUGUGCCCAGAACUCAAUGUCUCCAUUCCGGUCGGCAAGGACUCGACCUCGAUGAAGGCGUCUUGGAAGGAUGAAAGUGGAGAGUCCAAGAGUGUGACGGCUCCUGUCUCAGUUGUCAUCUCUGCUUUCACACCUGUCGAAGACGUUCGCAGCACCUGGACGCCACAACUCCGACGUGUUGAGGAGGUUGGCGAUUCUGUACUCAUGUUUGUCGACCUCGCCGGAGGUCGCAAGGCCAUGGGAGGUUCAGCUCUGGCACAGACACUGGGACAACUUGGUAACGAGGCGCCCGAUGUCCACGACUCUAGGCUGAUCGUGGACUACUUCGAUGCCCUGUCGCAACUGCACGAAGAGGACAUUGUGCUAGCGUACCAUGACCGCUCUGAUGGUGGCCUGCUUACCACCAUCGCUGAGAUGAUGUUCGCCGGUCGCUGUGCAGCUGACAUCUCGGUUGAUGAAAUUGCCAAGUCUGCGUCAACCUCAGAUGUCCUUGAGGCUCUCUUCAAUGAGGAGCUCGGUGCCGUGUUCCAGGUCCGCAAGUCAGACGAGAAGAGAUUCCUGCGUUGCUUCGCAACUUGCGGGCCGCCGCCAGGCCUGAUCAAGAAGAUUGGCUACGUCCGGCCGACUUCCAAGCAGUCCCUGUCAGUAAAGUAUGGUAUGACACCGGUGGUCGACCUGGAUAGGGCUCAGAUGCAGCAGUGGUGGUCAACAACUUCGUACGAGAUGCAAAAGCUUCGGGACAACCCGGCUUGUGCCGAGUCAGAGUUUGCCUCUCUCACCGAUGCCAAGGAUCCAGGUCUCUCAUACAGGCUGAAGUACGACCCCGCCGACGCCAGCCUCCCGGCGCUCACAAAUUUGAAGUCCCUGGUCACGCAACGGCCCCGCGUCGCCAUCCUGCGCGAGCAGGGUGUCAACGGCCAUGCCGAGAUGGCGUUCGCCUUCCGCGCCGCGGGCUUCGACGCCGUGGACAUCCACAUGACGGACAUCCUGUCGGGCUUCUCCCUCGAUGGCUUCCGCGGGCUGGCGGCGUGCGGCGGCUUCUCGUACGGAGACGUGUUGGGCGCUGGCCAGGGAUGGGCCAAGUCGAUCCUGAUGCACGACAACGCGCGCAAGACGUUCGAGGCCUUCUUCCGGCGGCCCGACACGUUCAGCCUGGGCGUGUGCAACGGGUGCCAGAUGCUGUCGCGGCUCAAGGAGCUCAUCCCCGGCGCGGAGCACUGGCCCGCCUUCGUGGAGAACACGAGCCAGCAGUUCGAGGCGCGGUACAGCAUGGUGCAGGUCAAGUACGACGACAGCAGCGUCUUCCUCUCCGGCAUGGGUGGCUCGCUGCUGCCCAUCGUCGUCUCCCACGGCGAGGGCAGGGCCGAGUUCGCGGCGCCCGCCGCCGCUGGGCUGCAGGCCUGCAACGACGGCGGGCUCGCCCCGCUGCGCUACACGGACAACUACGGAAAGGUGACGGAGAAGUACCCCUUCAACCCCAACGGCAGCCCGCAGGGUAUCGCCGGCGUCCGGAGCAGGGACGGCAGGGUGCUGGCCAUGAUGCCGCAUCCGGAGAGGACGAUCAUGGCGGACGUGGCGAGCUGGGCGCCGAGGGAGGAGGUCGACCGGUGGGGCCAGUUCGGGCCGUGGCUGAGGAUGUUCCGGAAUGCUAGAAAGUGGGUUGGUUGA